AGCCACAGAUCGCAUGUUACUACGUGUUAUAACGUGUCAGUAGAACAGAUUAUGUAGGCUGUACUCAUACAUAUCGCAGUGUAUGGUAUGUGUACCUUUGAGAUAAUGCGUUUUAUUACCACUUGAGUGGGUAAACGUAGUUUAGUUUAAACUGAAACCAAGAAGUACUUUUCACACACUGAGUGAAUGGCAGCUAGAAACAUGUCGGACUGACAGUCAGCUUAUGUACAGAAGAUUUAAGUGCUCGUUUUGACUCAGCGAUGGAUACUGUGGAACAAAAUCAAGAAGUCAAGAAGUUAGAAACGACAAACGAGUGUUUUGAAAAGACGUUUUCUGUUCUGACUGUGGACGAUGUUUACAACAUUGCCAAGCUUAUCGGCUCUGAAGUAGAAAAGCUGAUAGACGGUUAUGGAAAAGCUAGUGUGGAGAGUCUGGUGCCCAAAAUUGUGAAAGUCCUGGAGCUGCUGGAGAGCUUUGCUGCUAGAAAUCACACCCAAAAAUCUAAAGAAGAGGAUCUGCUCAGGGCUUUUGAAACACUACAGCUACAGCAACAGAAAAUACGAAGUGCGAAGGACGACGAGGGCAACAACAACACCGACAUUCGGGACUGGCAACAGAAAGAGCAAAAAUGGAGGCUGAAAGUAGAGACACUGCAGACUGAGGUGCGGAAGCUGCAGGAUGAGAAUCAGGAGCUUCUGGGUCGCCUGCAGAGCUCAAUCUCUAAAGAAGACCGUACGCAGCGUCAGGAGAGAGAGGUGAUGCUCAAACUUAAAGAGGUGGUGGACAAACAGCGUGACGAAAUCAGAGCUAAAGUACUAGAGACAUCCCAAAUGUCCAAAGAGGUGGAAGCGCUUCAGGAGCAGCUGGAUCGCUUUAUGAAGAUGAAUGGUGAGUUAAGGAAUAAACAGAGCAUGUUGCAGGCUCAACUAAAGAGCACGGUGGAGAGAAGAGCAGAUCUGGAGGCCGACCUGUGUGAGAAACAGAAAGAAAUAGAACAACUCACAAAACAGCUGGAGCAGUCCAGCCCUAACUCAGCUGCUAGCACGAACAGUCCAGCCAUUGACCUCACUGAUAAGAUGAUCAUUGACCUGAAAGACCCAAAUCGUCCCUGUUUUACCAAGCAGGAGGUGCGAGACAUGCUGUAUGAAAGGAAUGAACUUAAGGCCAAUUUAUUCCUGGUGCAGGAAGAGUUGGCUUACUAUCAGAGGGAGAUCCUGAAUGAUGAAAGAUGCCCAGGCUUUUUACUGGAAGCAGUACGUGCUGCUAUAAGGAAACAGAGGACAGUCAUUAAAGCCAAAAUGCUCGGCAUUCCAGAGGAUGAAUGCAGCAGCGAUGAAGAGAAGGGUCCUUUGUUCGAGCAAUCGACUGAGGAAAAUAACUCAGACUGCACUGACAGUAAACCUCCAGAAUCCCGCAUCAGAUAUUUAUUCGGUUUCCUGAGCCGUGGGGGCAGUGCUAAGAGUCCGAGUCAACAGGCCUGCAGUUCUACAUGGGAAAUCAUCAAUCCUGGUGAGCACGAACCACUGGAGUAAUCUGGGCUGAGAAAUUCUCCCUGAGAACUGGAAGUAACCAUCUCGUCUUCCCCAUUCAUCACAUUCAAAGAACUUGAACAUGUCCUGGAAGAUGCAUGCUUUCAUUUUUGCUUAAUCAGAAGCGCUUCAGAAGGAAACCCAAAAUGUACAGCCUGGAGCAUUUACAGGUUAUUAUUCGAACAGCACAUUGUUUUUGGCUACCCAUCAAACAAGGGAGGUAUAUACAUUUAGGGAUAAAAAGCCCAAAAUGUAAAAAUAUGCAAAUGUUCUAGCACAUGACAAAAGCAAUGAGGAUGUUGUGGUUUUCAGUGUAAAACAUACAGGAUGUUCUGGUGGCGCAGCAGUCUAUAAGCUAGUCCAUCACCAUGGAGCUUCCAAUCUUCGAGGUUGCAGCCCCAUCCAAUGCUACUGUAAACACAGUUGGCUGGGUCUGAGGGAGGGAACAUUGGAUAAGGUUUCCAUUUAUUGCAACUGCAGUAGGGACUUCUGGUGUCUGGUGAAGUUGCCAGCAUGAGGUGUGGACUUCUGCCACUGGUCAAUGUGCAGAUGCGGCUGAUGGCUUUACAUGUGUGCAUGGAUGUUAAGUUUAUCUAAUGUGGGCUGCAUAAAUGCCUCAAAUGCCUUUUCUAUGCACUUAUUCCAAUUUCGCACAGAAGCAGAUUUAAACUUCGCCCAUACCCGUUAACUUGCCCAAUCAUUGGGAGUUUCAACUUAAAACUGGGAAUCUUUCAGUGGAACCUUCUUCCCUUGCUAUAAGAUCUAUGUACUAUGUUUGACCAUGUGCUUUGAUUUUAGUUUCAAGUCAUAUAAGAUAUUAAAAAACCCAGAUAAUCUUUUUUUUUCCAUUUCCCAUCUACAGUAUAUCCCAAUGUAGGUAUUUCCAUAUAGCAGUUCCUCUGCUGCCUGCACACCCUUGUGCUGGUUGAGAAGUGCUUCUCAUAGAGAGCCAUACCAUGUACAAAGAGUCACGCUAUACUUUAUGUGAAGCCCCCAUUUGUGCAUUUCUACCAGGCUUAGUAGCUGCAUUUUUGCAGCUGCAAAAAAGAGGUACCCCAUCCUACCUACCCUCCUUCAGACACAGACAGUUAUGCCUGUUGGACACUCCCAGUGGUGUUGGGCUAGAGUAUUAGCUGCAACAUCAGAGCACCUCAUAAUACAAUUACUUUUUUAUUUGAAGAAGUUGUGAUUACAAAAGUAUUCUAUAGAUUGUAUUCAAAAUUUAAACUUUUAAGAAGGGUUUUUUAUUGUGUGACCCCUUUCAUGUGGUGCAAAUUAUUUGGAGACUUGUGUGUUUGUUAAGGAAUUCUAUCUCUGUAGGUUACAAGGUGAACUCCAGCAGCAUUUUUGUCUGCAACCAUAUUAUCAUAGGAUGUCAUUUACCAAGAGAUUUUAUCAUGUUUUGACUUGUUAGCAGUACAAAUAAUGGUGGCAUAAGGGCAUUUGGUGGAGUAUGUAUCAUGUAACAAGCAGAGGAAUGUAAACAAGGCAGCCUGGCUAUAUGUUUUUAGAUGGUGUUUUUAUACACUUGAACCUUAAGUAUAUUUUACUAUUUACAAUUUUCUUAAAUUAUUGAAGAAUUGUUUUAUGUGCAUUUAGGCACACAACAAUUAGCACUUACCUUUCCAGCUGCCUAAAUUAAAAUACUAAAUAGCUAGUCACUCGACCAUUAACUUGUUGGACAUCCCAUUCCAAAACUAUAUUCAUUAAUAUGGAGUCCCCCUUACCCCCUUUGUUGCCGUACUCUUUUUUUCCCCACAAGAGUGUCUGUAGGAAUUUGUAUCUUUCAGUUAAAGUAACAUUAGUGAAGUCACCCAAUGUUGUUGAAAUCAGAGUACCUGGAGGAAACCCACUGACACGUGCUCAUACACAGUUACCAGAGGUGAAUUUUAACACAUUACCAUACCCCCGGCAUCCUAAUUUACCAAACUGUUUUGUAGGAUUUGCAUUUCUAUUUGCUUUGGGAAGCUGCAUUUUGCUUCAGUCACAACCUUGAGCUCUAUUUUUUAUAAAAUGUUGGACUGGUACUUACACACAAUCACCUUUGUUAUGAGAAUAUGUCUGGUUUGUGACAUAACGAGGGCAUUUAAAAUUCUAUAUAUGAAACUGAAAUUGUUCCAGCAUUUGUCUGUGGACUAAACCUAGUGUAUUAGAAAACUGAUGUUGUGUUUUUGUAAAAAAAUAUAUAUUUUAGUAUUAAUUUUAAAGCUCAGUAUGCCAGCAUGCAUUGUUUUAACGCUCAGGAUAAUCACACUGAGGCAUGUUUCUGCCACUAGAGGGCGGUACAGUGUUACAGUGGUUAGUAUUUUGUCCAUUUGUUUAGUCGUUUUAUUAGGUUAAUAACAGUUUGUUUUAGCAUGCCUUGUAAGUCUGACACAUUUUAAAAAACCUUAAUUUUGUAAAGUUUAUUUUUGUAUAUAGUGUAAUCAUAACACUAUGAAAAAAAGCGUUGCUAAUUCAACAUGAAACUGUAAAUGCUUAAGUGCUAAAUUUUCGAUAGGAAACAAUCCUUUAUACGACUACGACUUUCAUGUGAAAUGCGAUUCUUCUGAAAAUGUUAAUAAUUUUUUUACCACAUUUACCAGAUUUUGAAGUUCAAUGAUAAAAAUAAGCAUGACUUCUCUCUGAAUGUGUUUUCAAAAAUAAUGGCAUGGUAGCUAUGUACCUCUGCCCUGUCUACUGUACUUCAACCUACUGCAGCACUUACUGUUUGUUCUGAGUAAAAGCAAUAAAGUUAAAAUGUAUUUUUAUACAUACAAUAUGAAUUUAAGCUUAAAUUAAAGCCAUCUUUGUGAAA
Trichomycterus rosablanca is the source of this 4326-nucleotide messenger RNA. It is a transcript of the gene rilp, whose product is annotated as Rab interacting lysosomal protein. Gene Ontology annotation, cellular component: ciliary basal body; cytoplasm. The record is from RefSeq and is a predicted model, not a curated record. The coding region runs from base 261 to 1532 and encodes 423 amino acids. Gene Ontology annotation, molecular function: small GTPase binding; protein dimerization activity; dynein light intermediate chain binding. Lineage: Eukaryota; Metazoa; Chordata; Actinopteri; Siluriformes; Trichomycteridae. Gene Ontology annotation, biological process: cilium assembly. The transcript has 8 exons.